This is a messenger RNA of Nymphaea colorata (pocket water lily), 690 nucleotides long. Its product is annotated as V-type proton ATPase subunit e1. NCBI's taxonomy places the organism in Eukaryota, Viridiplantae, Streptophyta, Magnoliopsida, Nymphaeales, Nymphaeaceae. Gene Ontology annotation, biological process: proton transmembrane transport. Gene Ontology annotation, cellular component: proton-transporting V-type ATPase, V0 domain. The record is from RefSeq and is a predicted model, not a curated record. Bases 187 to 399 code for a protein of 70 amino acids. Gene Ontology annotation, molecular function: proton-transporting ATPase activity, rotational mechanism. The transcript is spliced from 3 exons.
CACAGAUAGAGAGAGAGAGAGAGAGAGAGAGAGAGAGAGGAGGAGGAGGAGAGAAAUAGAGUUCGUCUUCUUCAUUUCUUCCUCUUCUCGAGAACAGGCGAUUGCAGAACCCCAAUCAACAAAACUUCACAACGUAUACGGAGGAAGAAAUAGAGAAACCGAGGGAGAGGGAGUGGUGGGGGUGCAAUGGGGUUCUGGUUCACAACCCUCAUGUUCGUGACGGCGGGCGUCCUCGCCUCUCUCCUCGUCCGCAUCUGCUGCAAUCGAGGCCCCUCCACCAAUCUAUUCCACUUGACAUUAGUGAUUACAACAAUCGUAUGUUGUUGGAUGAUGUGGGCUAUAGUAUAUCUGGCACAGUUGAAGCCCUUAAUUGUACCCAUCCUCAAUGAAGGAGAGUGAAAUGAGGAUUUCUAGCCUAUGGAAAUGUGUUUCUUAUGCCAUUUUGCACCGCAGGGAUAAUCGGAAUGUGUAUUAUACUUCUCAUCAUUAUCUUGUUCCAAUUGUGAACUCGUUCCGUUGAAAAUACGUUACACUUGUAUUCUCUCCCCUUGACUAUGAUCUAGCAGUUGAGGACGUGUUUUUUUUGUUAGGAAGAUUUGUAACAGAAAUAAAUCCUAGAUGUGCUGUACUGUUCACUUGGCUCAGAACCUUAAGAUGUUAUAGCUUGUUUAUGCAAUGCUGCUUUGGGCA